CUCUUAAACUGAGCGCUAAGAGGUUGAGACAGAGUAUUCGAGAGUGGUGUUUGUGUCCUUGACGUGUUUGUGUUCUGGAAGUUAGAGUUAGCAGAAGUUAACAGCAGAAGUGGCUCACUGUCAGUCAGACGUGACUUAAAGAGCAUGGCAGAGAAAGACAAGUGCUUCAGAUUAGUUUACAGAACUCACAGCAAUUUAUUUCUUUUUUUAUAUCGAGCCGCACUACGACAGAAUUUUACACAGACCAUCAUUCCAGAUCUCAUGCUGUAGACAUUUAGGCCUUUUAGCUAGCCGAGACUCCACUGCUUUACCUGUGUUGCUGAUAGUGAGGGCGGUCAGCAGUUGUUAUCGGGGGCAGCUAUGACCACCCUGCCUGGCUACACCGGAGCCAGAAUAUCAGGCUGUUGGGCUCUGCAGUCAGGUGGAGGUGGCAGUGGGGAGGACUCUCUGGACAGGCUCCUCCCCCCAGUCAACUACCCUCGCAGGAAGAGCACCACUCUGGGUAAGACAGAGCCACCGCUACUGCGCACAGGCACCCGCACCAUCUAUACUGCUGGCAGGCCACCCUGGUACAACGAGCAUGGAACACAGUCCAAAGAAGCCUUCGUCAUUGGCUUGUGUGGAGGCAGUGCAUCAGGAAAGACCACAGUGGCUAAUAAGAUCAUAGAGGCUCUGGAUGUUCCUUGGGUGGUUCUCUUAUCCAUGGACUCUUUCUACAAGGUUCUUUCUCCAGAAGAGCAAGCUCUAGCUGCUAGUAAUGACUAUAACUUUGACCACCCAGGAGCUUUCGACUUCCAACUUCUAGUGACCACGCUCAGGAAACUCAAACAAGGCAAGAGUGUGAAGAUCCCAGUGUAUGACUUCACCACGCAUGGACGACAGAAGGAAUGGAAAAAUGUCUAUGGGGCCAGUGUCAUCAUCUUCGAAGGGAUUAUGGCUUUUGCUGAUAAAGAGCUUUUGCAGCUCCUGGACAUGAAGAUCUUUGUGGACACAGACUCGGAUAUCCGGCUGGUACGGAGGCUAAAGAGAGACAUUUCUGAGCGUGGAAGGGACAUUGAGGGCGUCAUCAAGCAAUAUAAUAAAUUUGUGAAGCCGGCCUUCGAGCAGUACAUUGAACCCACCAUGAGGCUGGCAGACAUUGUGGUGCCACGAGGUGGGGGAAACAUGGUGGCCAUUGACCUGAUUGUGCAACAUGUUCACAGCCAGCUGGAAGAGCGAGAGCUCAGUGUCAGGGCACUCCUGGCCUCGGCUCACCAAUCCCAGCCUCUCCCACAGACUCUCAGUGUGAUGGAAAGCACUCCGCAAGUCCGAGGUCUCCAUACCAUCAUCAGGAAUAAAGACACCAGUCGGGACGAGUUUAUCUUCUAUUCAAAGAGACUGAUGCGGUUACUGAUUGAACACGCUUUGUCAUUCUUGCCUUCUAAGAGGAGUAUGGUGCAGACUCCGCAAGGUCAUGAGUAUGAAGGACGCACUUUCAGUGGGAAAGGGAUCACAGGUGUGUCUGUCCUGCGGGCAGGUGAGACUAUGGAGCCUGCUCUGAGAGCAGUGUGCAAAGACGUUCGCAUCGGCAAGAUACUCAUCCAGACAAACCUGGACUCAGGAGAGCCAGAGCUGCACUACCUGCGGCUGCCCAAAGACAUCAGUGAGGACCACGUGAUUCUGAUGGACAGCACUGUGUCCACAGGAGCAGCGGCCAUGAUGGCUAUCAGAGUGCUGUUGGAUCACGAUGUUCAAGAGGAAAAUAUCCUUUUAGUGUCUCUGCUGAUGGCUGAGCUGGGGGUCCACUCUGUGGCCUAUGCUUUCCCUCGUGUUAAAAUUAUUACCACUGCGGUGGACAAGAGUCUGGACGACUUCCUCCAUGUCAUUCCAGGGAUAGGGGACUUUGGAGAUCGCUACUUUGGAACAGAUGCCCCUUCGUCAUGGAGUGAUGAAGAGGACCAAGAACUGCCCAGCUGCUGAUGUACAGCUGUGUUUGUACUGUUGCAAGGACUGGACACUUUAUACUGGACACAUUAUUCCAGAUCCACUUUAACUAUUUUCCUAAUACAUGUCCUGUUAAUUGACAAGGACAGUUUGGCUUAUAUUACAGAUUUAGGGUUCUGCCAGCCAGAAUGGGAAUGGGAGCUGGGAUAGGCUCCAGCAACCCCACAACCCAGGAGAAUAAGUGGGUUAGAUGAUGAGCGAGAGCGAGAAUGGGCCUGUAUUUUGAGUACUGAAGACCCUCCUGAGGUGUUUAAGCAUCGUCUUCCACAUGGAUUAUUUUAUGAAACAUCAUACCUAAACAGUAAUUAACCAAAUAAUGACCCUUUUGUCAAGAAUUAAAGGAGGUAGGGUAGAUUUUUCAAGACAGGAACUAAGACUUUACCUCAUGUGAAUGAGAUGUACUCGUGUUUUUUGACCUGGUUUGGUUUGUUUUUAGUAAAAUGGCAGGAACCAUUUAUCUGUUCAGUUGUUGAAUAUCAUAAUCUUUAGACGAAGCUUAAUGCUGUUUAAGAGGAACUCCACCAGUUUUUUUAAAUUACUGCAUAAUUUGGUUGGUGAGAUGUAAACAGAGUGGUUUGAUUUGAAAUACUGCAUUGCAGAGAAACUGACUCUGAUUUCUUUAUAGCGGCGUUGAUAGGAAACGGGCUGCAAUGUCUAGAGUGCAAACAUAGACAUUUUAUUGAAAUGACCAGUGAACCUGCACAUCUCCUGAAUUCUGAAUGUAAUGUUGACAGUGUAAAAUGUUCGACCCUCUGUCAAGUGAAAAUAAGUUAUACUUUAGAGGGAACACACUUAAAUGUGGCAUCUGGAAUUUACCACACAAUUUUUAUUUAUUUGCUGAGUUUAAAUUCCUGGGAAAAUAAAAUGCACUGUUGUACAGGCCACAUUUGAUUUCUUUUCCCCAAUAAGUUAAACUCAGCAAAUAAGCAGUAAUAAAAAUAUUAAAAUGUACAAAAGUACAUGUAAUGCAAUGUCCUGCAAGUACCUCUCCAGCAUUAAUAUGUUUUAAAAAAAUAUGUCGCAGACCAAAACCUCGCAUAGUAUCAUAACACAAUGACGCACGCCUCAGGCAACAUAUGGUUAACAAUAGAAUGUAAGAGCUUUGAGUGAGGGAGCUUGCAGAGGCAUUAAACAGCUUUCACACGAAUCCACUCUGAAGGAGCAUUUACAUCUUAUUUUAUUAUGCAGAAUUUUUGACAGAAGAAAACAAACCUUUAACCUUCUCUCUUGUUUCUGUGUCUGUCACAGACAUAAAUACAUAAGGCUUUGUAGUCUAAAUACUGGCUUUAACAUUGUAACUGGGUGUAUUUAAUAUGUCAACCUGUCUCCACUCAGGAGAAAGUGGAGCACAUUGGUCAGUCCCCACAGUUUGAUGGAGCAUUUGAGGGCUUCUGUUAAAGCCACGUUUAAGGAUCCUCACCACCAGGUGGCAGUAUAUCUCUCUCGCUGUUUAAGGCAGUUACCAAGGAGCUGUGGCAUAAACUACGGGGGAGCUGUAGAGCUGUAAAGCCCAGUUGAGGGUUGAUGUGUAGAGUUCAUGAGGAAAGUAUACUGUGCAGAAUGCUGAAGUAAUAUAAGCUAUUUUUGCAGUCUGUAGCAAUGAGAAAUCAAAAGCAGGCCUUGAGUCAAACCUCACACAUCACUGAUGCAGAAAGGGCCAGAGAAACAGUUCUUUAGGAAUUAAUGCUGUGAUUGGCUUACAGGUCAUAACAGGCAUUCAGCUCAAGGGCCCACAAUCACGAUCCGUCCUAAAUGAAAAGAAGCAUGUUCCAGUGAAGUUAGAUUUGACAGCAUCAAGCUCUGAAAAGAGAGGUUGCACAUAGACGUAGAGGUAGGAAAAAAGGUGGAGAGAAAGGGAGUGAGAACGAGAGUCACGAUAAAAGUGAAGCAGCAGGACGUCUGUCCUCAUUGGCUCUGAUGGCUACAACAAACAAAUAAACACCUACCAGCAGCCAAAUUCUCCUAGUAACACAGCCGUACUUGGAAAAGAGUCUGUUUGACAACUCGCGCUGUCUUUACUUGGCAAAGCACAAACCUGUUGGACUUAACACCAGAACAUGAUUGCUCAGCAAGGCAUUAAUUAAGCUGUGACUCAAAUGUGUGAAGGCAGUACAGCAAACAAGGCCUAAGUGGCGUAGAUGGGAUGAUCGUGGUUUUAAAAAAGCUGGUCUGAUGUCUGAGCUGUGUCCAAAACUGUGCCCUAUUUACUGUAUGGGGCACUAUUUCAGGGUUCUGUGCUCUCAAACAAUCAACCAAUGCAGUGCAGUAGUGUGCAAUGCAGUUCGAGGCAGUGUACAAUCAUCAAACCUUAGAGGAUAGGAGAUACCCAUAAUGCAACGUUAUUUGGUUUGAAAAGCCCAGUUACAAUGGCAGCAUCUUCACAGAUCUCUCUUCAAACCUGUUGUAAGUGUAAGCUCUUCUCAUGCAUGCACUUACACAGAGAUGGAACCAUCGAUUGGCUGUGUUUCGGAUAUGUUUCUUAGCCGAUCUGGAGAGCUGAUCAGUGAUGUACAACAUAUGAUCCAUAUUUAAGGAUUGCUGGAGCCCUGCAGAAGGCUCCCUGGUCCCAAGACCCUGCAGUUCCUUGUUCAAAUGCUAGAGGGGAACACAGACCUUUUGACUACAGGACAAAAGGCCUAUUUACACAAAGUCUGAAAAAAAAACAAAAACGUGAAGUUUUGAAAACGAACAUACAGUACGUACACUAAGUAUCGGCCUGUAUCAGUAUCAGCCCCAAAAGCACUUGUUAGUCCAUAUCUGUGCUGGAUUGGUGGCCUGACCAUUAUAUUGUUUAUGUGGCAGAACCUGCUGUCACACAAUAAUGAACAAACCCGUAUGAGGUAGCGUCCAAAGUCGCUUACUACCCUGAUGAAUUCUGUUCCCUGAUGAAAUUGUUCAGAUUUUCAGUAAAAAUUCAACUGGAACUUGUAAUAACUAGGGAAAAAAUGAUGAGCACUUGUUAAAAUCUUUCAUACUGAUAAAGAUGUGCGUGCCAUUACGUCAACUGGAAAAGCCAUGAAAUGUAACUGGAGCAAACUGAAGUCUUUUUAAGCUAAAACAGAAUUCAUACAUACGUUUGCAGCACCGUCAUGAUACACAGCAUGCAUCUCAGUAUUUAGUUGAUCUGAUUUGGUAAGUCUGACGGAGCCGGCAGUACCACGUUCAAAAACAUCAGAAGCUGAAGACAAUGACUGACUCAGUGUUUGCCGAACACCAAAUCUGCACUAGUUCUGUAAGAACUAACGAAGUACUAACACAGAAACGUCGACUGUGACAUUUUUAUCAUAAUCACCAUGUUACCCAGCCCUAAUUCAUGCUAUUAAAAGUUGAGUUUCGAUGUGGUAGAAUUUCGUUUUUUACAUGGUUUAUUUAGUAUUUGUAAUAAUUUUACUUGUUCAAAUUUCAUUUCAGAUGUCAGGAAAGUUUGGAAUGUAAAAGCUGAAACAGCACAUGGAUGUGAUUAGUAGAACAUGUGAUCGAUUAGUAAUGACUAGUACAAACAGGUGUAGGUCAUGACCAGCCCCACAUAUACUCGACAAAAGAUGGUCCUUAAAGGCGUGUCUAUCAAAGGCAAUGGUUCUAUUUAGAACCCUUGUAUGGUUCUGUACCGAUGACUUUUUUUGAAAGUGGUAUGGAGAUUUUAACAAUGUAAGAACUCUUUUUGGUGCCAUAGAGAA
Pygocentrus nattereri (red-bellied piranha) is the source of this 5660-nucleotide messenger RNA. RefSeq names its product uridine-cytidine kinase 1-like 1a (gene uckl1a). Gene Ontology annotation, molecular function: ATP binding; kinase activity. The record is from RefSeq and is a predicted model, not a curated record. The transcript is spliced from 15 exons. NCBI's taxonomy places the organism in Eukaryota, Metazoa, Chordata, Actinopteri, Characiformes, Serrasalmidae. The coding region runs from base 361 to 1959 and encodes 532 amino acids. Gene Ontology annotation, cellular component: cytoplasm.